Daphnia magna is the source of this 1632-nucleotide messenger RNA. Its product is annotated as dnaJ homolog subfamily C member 1. The coding region runs from base 151 to 1593 and encodes 480 amino acids. The transcript is spliced from 6 exons. Lineage: Eukaryota; Metazoa; Arthropoda; Branchiopoda; Diplostraca; Daphniidae. The record is from RefSeq and is a predicted model, not a curated record. Gene Ontology annotation, cellular component: endomembrane system.
UUAACUCAUUUAGAAGACAGUCGCCCGCAGUGCACGAUAUUUUUAUAAAUUUCACUUGUUGUUUUGACAGCUGUUUGACCUGUUAUGCUAAAAAGAUAUUCUUAUACGUCAACACCAUGAAAAAAAUGUGUUUAACUUGUUUUCCUAUCUAUGUUUUCAAUUUGUUGUGCUUGGGAUCAAAGUGAACUAGAAAUUUUUGAUCUGGUUGAAGAAAUCAACCAAAAUUUUUAUGAUCUGCUUGGUGUGCCACAAAAUUGCAGUCAAUCAGAAAUCAGGAAAGCUUACAGACGCUUAUCUCUUCAGUUGCAUCCAGAUAAAAAUGACGCUCCUGAUGCAGAGGUGAAGUUUCGCCAGCUGGUAGGAGUCUACGAAAUACUACGAGAUGGUGCAAAACGAGCGAGAUAUGAUCAAGUUCUUGUCGAAGGCCUACCAAAUUGGAGAAACCCUCUCUACUAUUAUCGUCGAGUUCGGAAAAUGGGGAUGCUGGAGUUGUCGAUAUGGUUGUUCGUUUUAUUCUCAAUUGGACAGUACGGAGUUGCCUGGGGAUCGUACUUUGAAAAAAAGCUUACCCUGGAUGAGGUCAAAGCAUCAAAACUUAAGAAAUUGCAAAAGCAAAUCAAGAAAAAAAAGCAGCCGAAUGAGUACGAUGUGGAAGAAGAAUUAGACCAAUUAUUUAUUAUCCCAAAACCCAGCUACAAGAAUACUCUUCCAUUCCAGAUAUUUAACAUGAUUAUAUCAUUACCUGCUUUUUGUCGAUGGUUAGUGGAGUAUAGAAGGGAAAAAAAGAAGGAGGCUCUAGCAAAGAAAGAACAAGAAAAAUUGGAAGCAGAAGAAGAGGAGCGAAUGAAAGAAGAAAUGGAGAGAGAAAAAGAGAUGAAGAAAGGUUACCGAAGAAAACGAGCUAUUCCUUUGCCAAGUUAUACUGGAGAGGCCGAAGAACGUGUUUUAGAGGCCGUUGACGAACCUUGUCCGCAGCAGAGCGAAACUAAACCUGUUCGAGUAAACACCGGUCCGUGGACUGAUGAUGAUUUAACAGAGCUUGCCAAGUUAAUGAAAAAAUAUCCCGUGGGAACUACAGAACGUUGGGAGAAGAUUGCAGAAACUCUUAACCGAACAGUUACCGAAGUCACUCAUUUCGCUAGAAAAUUAAAAGAUAACGCCUUCAGACCACUUGAAGGUCAGGAAGUUGACGCAAACUCGAAGGAGGAGGAGAGGGUCGAGAAAAAAAAGGAAAAAACUAGGGGAGGAAAAAAUAAUAUUUUGUUGGCAGAACCUACACAGGCAAACUAUGGCAUUGAGGGAGCAGAAGAACAAGUUCCCGGCAGUAGUGGUUGGACUCAAAAACAACAAAAAUCUCUAGAGACCGCUCUGGCUUGUUACACAAAAGGAUGUUCUGAAAGAUGGGAACGCAUAGCAAAAGCAGUGCCAGAAAAAACAAAGGAGGAGUGUAUGCUACGAGUCAAGUACCUAUCAGAUUUGGUCAAGAAAAAGAAGCAAAUGGAAGAGGAUAAACAGAGAGCAGAACAGGAUGGUGAGCAACAUGCGACACAGUUAAACGAAAAACAGGAGUCAGAAAAGGUUCAGACGACAUAGGCAAAUAACAAAUAUAAUAACACAAUUAUUGAAAUGUUA